Messenger RNA from Phragmites australis (common reed), 1216 nucleotides. RefSeq lists its product as uncharacterized. The coding region runs from base 209 to 973 and encodes 254 amino acids. The transcript has 2 exons. The record is from RefSeq and is a predicted model, not a curated record. NCBI's taxonomy places the organism in Eukaryota, Viridiplantae, Streptophyta, Magnoliopsida, Poales, Poaceae.
UGGUGCAAGAAGUGUCCCUGUUCCCACUGGUUCUUCACUUCUUCGGCUGUUUCCCUCCAGAAAAAAAGAAAGUAUCCUUCCAGGCCACUACUUGUAUUGAUUCCUGGGAAGCAUCCAUUAUUGACCACUCCAUAGCCCAUAGCAUCGCAAGCGUGAAACUACUUGCAUAUAACUCCCUGGUCUAAACUUGUCCUUGCACCAGUUUGCCAUGAGCAGUGGGGCUUCCAUGGAUGCAAUCAGCCUUGAUGAGUGGGAGCUCCUGCCUGACCACAAGAGCUCCUCUUUCAUGGAGGAGUGCAGCAAUGGCCAUGGCACUGUCGGUGGUAAGGAUCAGCUCUUGUUCGGCGCCAAGUUGGUCAUGAUCAACAUGGACCACUUCGGCCCUACAUCUCACCCUGCUCCCUAUGAUUGCAUCCUAGAUGAGGAGGCGAAGAAACCGCCCCUGCCAACAUCAGAAGAUGCCUAUGCGCAUGAUCCAGCCACCGAGUUCAAGGACAUCGGUGUCGUGCAGACCAAAUCAAAGCGAGGAGAUAUCUUGACUGAGGUGACUGAGAUACUGAUCUCUGGUGCAGAAGAGGAGGAACUGAUCAAGUCCCCUGCUGGUGCGAAGAAAGUUGAUCAGGACGAGGUGUUGGUUGAAGCUACACCUGAUGAUCACUGCGCUCAAGAGCAAGAAGACAUCAAGAAAAUUGGUUUCAGCGUGGGGAAUCUUAGAGUGAAUGGUGUUGGGGCACUCUGCUCGUUUGGGGUUGCAGCUGCCACGUUCUGCAUCUUCCUGUUUGGUGGCAACCAGCAGCAGCAACAGAAGAGGCAGAAUCACAAGAUCCAGCUCCAGAUGUAUGCUGAUGAUGAGAGAAUUCAGCAGGUUGUGCAGCAGGCCUCCAGACUGAACCAGACCAUGUCAUCAGUCAUGGGAGGAGCGCCAUCCACACGGGCAAGCAUAUCAUUUGGAGGAUACUAUCAUGGGUUCUGAACUUCUGAUAGCAGAACACUUUGCUUGAUAGUUAUUAAUCCAGUGUUUUAUAGUUUGCCUUGUACAUUCUUUAUAUUGGCCAGGGCCCAGUUCCCAUUGCCCUCUGUGUAUACUAUCAUGCACUUGCCUCAUGUACAUUACUUACUGCUAAUGCUAGAUGUGGAUACUUGGGUUCAUCAUUUGUAAGAACAUCAGUAUGCAGGAAUGAAAAGAAAUCAAAUGCAAUGUUUUGUUUGAGGACUC